GAGGAAUCAGACGAUUUGGUAAUCAGGUUGAAUUAUAAGAGGGAAGUGAAGGAAUCGUGCUGAACAUUGAACUGAACAAGCCAGCGGUCGCUGCUAAGGCUGUCACCAUGGGGGAGUGGUCCUUUCUAUCUAGCCUGCUGGACAAAGUGCAGGCCCACUCCACAGUAUUUGGGAAGGUAUGGAUGAGCAUCCUCUUCCUCUUCAGGAUUUUUAUCCUGGCUGCUGGAGUGGACAACAUCUGGGGAGAUGAACAAUCCAGCAUGGAUUGUAACAGCAAAAGUCUUGGAUGCAAGAACGGCUGCUACAACUGGUCCUUCCCUUUGUCCCACACCCGAUUCUGGGUCCUCCAGAUCCUCACCGUCUCCACGCCAACGCUCAUCUAUCUGGGUCACGUCCUGCUGGUGAUCCGGAGAGAAAACAAGAUGAGAAGACGCCAGCAGGAGAAACUUGGAAGAAACGGGAUAAAUAAAAUUCCAAAGUAUUCCAAUGACAAGGGCAAAGUGCAGUUGAAGGGUGUCUUACUGUUCAGCUAUUUAGUCCAGCUGGUGGUCAAGAUCAUUCUGGAGGUGUGCUUCAUCGUGGGCCAGUACUUCCUGUAUGGCUACAUCCUUAUGCCCACUAAGAUCAUCUGUCCCAUUCAUCCCUGUCCAUUACCGGUGGACUGCUUCAUUACUCGCCCCACAGAGAAAAGCAUCUUCAUCGUCUUUAUGUUGUCCAUGGCUGUCCUCUCUGUGGUCCUCAACAUCAUGGAGAUCUUGCACCUCAUCUUCGCUAAGAUGAAGGACAGGAAGAGGCGGGGCAGCCACUCAGUUUCCGAAGAGCUCAGCAGUCUGAAAAAACCAAUCUACUGUCCACCUGAGACCGCAACAUAUUGUUAGGACUUGGGACACUUUUAUAGGGGCUAGCAGAGCAUUAUGUCCACCUUAUCAGCAGUUAGGACAGAACAGCCUUGAAUCUAAUUAAUCUGUGCUGCUGAACACCAAAUCCCUCCUUCAUUUAACCAAGAACUGUAUUUUGCAUUUCUAAUGUGGACCAGAUCCAGUCUAAUGUGGACCAGAUCCAGUCUAAUUGAACAGGAUCCAGUCUAAUGUGAACAGGAUCCAGUUUAAUGUGGACCAGAUCCAGUCUAAUGUGGACAGGAUCCAGUCAAAAUGUCAUCUUUUCUCUAAAGGAAGGACUACUGCUAUAUGAAUAAAAUACAGUAAAUUCUGGCUUACAAACACUAAACCAGGGGUGUUCAACCUGAGGCUCCAGAGCUGCAAGUGGCUCUCUGGACCUUCCACAAUGGCUCUUUAUA
Melanotaenia boesemani (Boeseman's rainbowfish) is the source of this 1297-nucleotide messenger RNA. RefSeq names its product gap junction Cx32.2 protein-like. The record is from RefSeq and is a predicted model, not a curated record. Lineage: Eukaryota; Metazoa; Chordata; Actinopteri; Atheriniformes; Melanotaeniidae. Bases 108 to 878 code for a protein of 256 amino acids. The transcript has 2 exons. Gene Ontology annotation, cellular component: connexin complex. Gene Ontology annotation, biological process: cell communication.